AUGUCUUACUAUGACGUCGACGCCAUCUUGACGGACUCGCAGAAACUGCCCUGCACCUUCGAAUUGGACGUGCCUGGCCUGGGAUACUUGGAUGGCAAUGCCGGCGGGACGAUCAAAGCGGGCACCAAAAUCGAUCUUCCCAUGUGGCUAGGUGUCAUGUUGGCGGUGUCAACUGGAAACACGCCCGGGUCUCCAAGGCUCGUCACUUUGGAUUUCCCGGCACCGCUUCAACAGCGCGUCAUCAACGCGCUCAAGGCAGACCCCAAGACAGUCGAUUUGCGCGUGCAGGCACCGCACUUUUACGCCCUCGGGGCUCGGAUUAUGGAAUUGUUCGACGAUCGCGCCGUGUUGGAUACUCUGUUAGAAACAUUCAAAGAACGAGCUGCAGAAAUCGCCGAUCAGGCGCACAACCCGCGCGGUGCAUUGGGCGAGGGGGCAGAGUUUCUGAGAGGGCUGGAGGAGAGCGAGCGACAAUUAUUCAAGGCAGCGCACGAGGGUCCCAAAGCCGUGAGAGCUUGGACGCAGGAUCUGAAGAAGAAUACUUGA
Molecule: messenger RNA, 546 nt
Organism: Fonsecaea multimorphosa CBS 102226
Lineage: Eukaryota; Fungi; Ascomycota; Eurotiomycetes; Chaetothyriales; Herpotrichiellaceae
Exons: 4
Coding region: 1-546 (181 amino acids)
Biological process (GO): mitotic DNA replication initiation
Cellular component (GO): GINS complex
Source: RefSeq, a predicted model, not a curated record